This is a messenger RNA of Tripterygium wilfordii, 2193 nucleotides long. RefSeq lists its product as uncharacterized. The transcript has 3 exons. The record is from RefSeq and is a predicted model, not a curated record. Lineage: Eukaryota; Viridiplantae; Streptophyta; Magnoliopsida; Celastrales; Celastraceae. Gene Ontology annotation, molecular function: polyubiquitin modification-dependent protein binding. Gene Ontology annotation, cellular component: VCP-NPL4-UFD1 AAA ATPase complex. The coding region runs from base 153 to 1862 and encodes 569 amino acids.
GUUGUGUUUCUUCUUCUCCACGAAGUCGAAGAAGUCUUGAAUCGUCAUUGAUUACGGAGAUACAUAUUCCACCACCGACCAAUUUGAACAAACAAAGCACCUCCGAUCAGUGACAUAUUUAUACAGAGAAGGAAUCUCAGAGAGACAGAGAAAUGGAUUUUGAGCUGCGAAGAGCGAGAGAGAAGUUAGAGAAGGAGCAGAAGGAGAGGAAAGAGAGAGCCAGAUUGAAACUGGAAAGAGAUAGAAAAGCCAAAGAGGAUGCCAGGAAGCAAAGAGAAGCAAUCGAAGCUGUCCAAAGAUCUCGAAGGCUCGAUGCCAUGGAAGCCCAACUCAAGGCUGAACGUCAUAUGGAAGAAAGUUCUCUUGCUGGUGGAGGAAUAAUGUUCACUCGUAUGUUAGAAGCUGUACCUUUUCAGGGAAGUGGAGAUAAAAUCAAACUGCCGCCUUCUUGCUUUAAGGAAUUGUCUGAUCAAGGUGCUUUUGAUAAAGGGCCAAUUUACUUCCGAUUAUCAGUGGUUGACCAAGAGGGUAGUUCAAACAUUAUUGCUAGUGAAAUGCUAGAACGAAAAACAACCCAUUCAGGUGUGCUCGAGUUCACUGCAGAGGAAGGUUCUGUUGGGCUUCCACCACACAUAUGGAAUAAUUUGUUUGCUACUGUUGGCGGACAAACUCCCUUGAUUGAUGUUUCGUAUGUUCGGCUGCCAAAAGGGACUUAUGCGAAACUUCAGCCAGAUGUAGUUGGCUUUUCGGAUAUACCCAACCACAAGGCUGUUCUUGAAACAAGCCUUCGCCAGCAUGCCACCCUUUCUCAAGGUGAAAUGAUCACAGUCAACCAUGGAGUCCUGACAUACAAGUUGCAGGUUCUUGAGUUAAAACCUUCCUCCAGUGUGUCUGUCCUGGAAACAGAUAUUGAGGUUGAUAUUGUUGGUUCAGAUGCAGCUUCAGAGAGGUCUGACCAGCCGGUCCUAAAGCCACUCGUAUUUGGAAAGUCGGAAUCCGGAAUGGUUGAGGAAGGAAGUUAUAUGUAUUAUAAGUUCUUGAUUGACAAUGAUACAUGGGAAAAAAUGGCUACUGGUGUUGUUGAAGUUGAAGUCAAGAUAGAGGCUGAGACAGGUGGUGGUGAUACUGAUCUUUAUAUAUCCAGACAUCCUCUUAUUUUUCCAACCCAACACCAUCACGAAUGGUCUUCCCAUGACGUGGGUUCAAAGGCUUUGAUCCUUAGCUGUAAGGAUAAUAGUGUUGGAGCAGGAAGUUACAGCAUUGGUGUCUUUGGCUUCAAGGCAACGACCAAGUACAAGUUAGCAGCGAGUAUUCAGGAUAAUAGCAAUCAGAAGGUGGGUCAGCAAGCAUCCUCUGUGUCACAUAUGGAGACCGAUACAGUAGAGUGCAGGAACUGUCGGCAUUUUAUACCUAGUAGGAGUAUAGCUUUACAUGAAGCCUACUGCAGCAGACACAAUAUUGUUUGUCAACAUGCUGGUUGUGGAAUUGUUUUGAGGCUUGAAGAGGCAAAGAACCAUGCGCACUGUGACAAAUGUGGGAAAGCUUUUCAGCAGGGUGAGAUGGAGAAACACAUGAAAGUGUUCCAUGAGCCCCUUCAAUGUUCAUGUGGACUAGUCCUUGAGAAGGAACCAAUGGUACAACAUCAGGCUGCAGAUUGCCCCCUACGUCUUAUUACCUGUCGGUUUUGUGGUGACAUGGUUCAAGCUGGGAGCUCAGCUGCAGAUGUUCGUGACCGAUUAAGAGGACUGUCUGAGCAUGAGAGUUUAUGUGGAUCUAGAACUGCUCCAUGUGAUUCCUGUGGACGGUCUGUCAUGUUGAAAGAGAUGGACAUCCAUCAAAUUGCUGUUCAUCAGCAGAAUUGAUGCGGGAUCUAAUUAUUAUCAUUUCCCUGCCCUUCAUGGAGGUAGUUGCGUGUUUUAUGAUGUUAGGUACAUUGUGUAGUGAUGUGGACCGAUCCUUGCUCGCCAUCUUCGUGUCGUUGGCCAGAUCAGAUCGGGGUGUAGGAGUUGUCAUUGGUUAUUGUCAAUGGAACUCACUUCGCUCCGUUAAGCAUACUGUAUACAAGAUACUGAUCUUAUUAGUUGUAACGUUGCAUGUGAUGUAUGUGAUGGUUGUUAUAUCUGAAACUCAGAUUCCUUCCCUGCCAUAUUUGCUUGUCUCCUUUGUUGGGAAAUAUAUUUGUUCUUGCAGAAA